GUUCAUUUAGCUCCAUGUCCUGACAAAGUUCAAGUUUAUGCAAAGCAUGGGAGACAGUGAUGAAGAGGAGAGCUGCAGUAUAUACCCUAGCCUGGUCCCACUCCGUAAUGAGAUCAAGGCCAGGAUGCAGCAGUUUGUGGAAGAAAGGACGGAAGCUAACAUGUGGACGGCCGUGCUGAUUGGAGCUGUGACUGUUGUGUCAGUCGUUGGAGUUGUUGUGUUUCUUCUUUACAGAAGAUACAAACUGUCAAAGGAGGCUGGCGCUCCUCACUAUCGCUUCAGGAAGAGAGACAAGGUGAUGUUCUAUGGCCGAAAGAUUAUGAGAAAGGUUCAGACGCUGUCCUCAGCCCCUGCCUCUAAUUCAAAUUUGGCUUCCCGGCAGAGAGUGAGAAAGAGGACCAAAGUCCUGUCGAUCGCUCGCAAGAUCCUGCGCAUCCGCAGGGAGCCCCCCACCCUGCAGCACAAGGAGCCUCCUCCCUGUCUGCUGGAGGCUGACCUCACUGAGUUUGAUGUGCAGAAUUCCCAUCUGCCGUCUGAGGUGCUGUACAUGCUGAAAAAUGUCAGGGUGCUGGGCCACUUCGAGAAGCCUGUUUUCUUGGAGCUGUGUCGUCACAUGGUGCUGAUCCAGCUGCACCAAGGAGAGGGACUCUUUCAACCGGGUGACACCGACGACAGCAUUUACGUCGUUCAAGAUGGCCACCUGGAGCUGUGCAUCCACGAGAGCGAUGGUACAGAUGCUGUGGUGAAGGAAGUUUUACCAGGAGACAGUGUUCACAGUUUGCUCAGUAUCCUUGACAUCAUCACUGGUUAUCCAGCACCUUACAAAACAGUGUCUGCAAGAGCUGCAGUUCCCUCCACCGUCCUGCGUCUUCCAGCUGCAGCCUUCCAGUCAGUCUUUGAGAAAUAUCCUGAAACUCUGGUCCGUGUCAUCCAAAUAAUCAUGGUGCGUCUCCAGAGAGUCACUUUCCUUGCCUUGCACAACUACCUUGGCCUGACCACUGAGCUCUUCAACCCGGAGAGCCAAGCCAUCUCCUUGGUGUCGGUGGCCCAUGUUUUGGGUGAGGCUUAUCCACACAAAGGCCUCCGAAGGCAGCCUUCCCAUCCUGAUGAUCUGGGCUCCAAAAAAGCUGAUGCAGAUUGCAGAGUUUCAGAAAAGUCCGGCCUCUCUGACACGCCCACAUUCAAAUACAAGAAAUCUCGCUCUCUCUCCACCCCAAUGGCUCUUACAGGUGAAAUGUCAGUUGACCUCAACAGAGUAUAUGAACGGGCUACCCUUGCCAAGGAAGAGACGAUGCCUCACAGUCCUAUGAAGUCUAUUCUAAAGAAGAAUGUGACGAUGCAGCACACUCCAUCUGCUGUUUACCACUAUAGUGAUGCUGGAGAAGGAAAUGUUCACCAUAAUAAGGUUAAUGCCAUUUUCCAAGCUGCCAAAAAGGAUCUGCUACAGGUCAUCCAAAUACAGGACCCGAGUCUGCUGGAGGGGAGGGUGAAUCUUCACCAGGUCAAAGCCGGCUCUAUUGUGGCCCACCAGGGAGACCAGGAUGUGAGCGUGGCGUUUGUCAUCUCUGGGCUGCUCCAUGUUUACCAGCGUAUGAUAGACCGUGAGGAGGAUACCCUGCUGUUUGUGACCCACCCAGGGGAGAUGGUGGGUCACCUUGCUGUCCUCACAGGGGAGCCCCUCAUCUUCACGGUCCGAGCUCACAGAGACUGCACCUUCCUAUCCAUAUCCAAGGCCCACUUCUACGAGAUAAUGCGUGAGGAGCCCAGGGUGGUGUUGAACGUGGCUCACACUGUGGUGAAGAGGGUGUCACCAUUUGUGAGACAGAUUGACUUUGCUCUGGACUGGAUGGCUCUGGAGGCUGGCCGUGCUGUCUAUAGACAGGGAGAAAAGUCAGAUAGCACCUUCAUCGUCCUCAGUGGCCGAUUGCGCUCUGUCAUUGCAAAGGAUGAUGGGAAGAAGGAGCUGGCUGGAGAGUAUGGCCGCGGGGACCUAAUUGGCGUGGUUGAAGCCCUUACCCACAUGAACCGAGCCACCACCGUCCAUGCUGUCAGGGACUCGGAGCUGGCCAAGCUACCUGAAGGAGCUCUGAACUCCAUCAAGAGGAGGUAUCCUCAGGUUGUCACCAGACUCAUUCAUCUGCUGGGACAGAAGAUACUGGGCAACAUGCAGCAGGUCAACGGACCUCUGGCUGCUCGUAGUCUGGCUCUGCACACCCCCACCAGUAAGUGGGAUGCUGGUAAUCCAGCCUCCAACCUGUCCACUGUGGCCAUCCUGCCUGUGUCUGAAGAGGUUCCCCUCACUGCCUUCACCCUGGAGCUGCAGCAUGCACUCAGUAGCAUCGGCCCCACUCUGCUCCUGACCAGUGACAUCAUCAAACAGCGACUCGGCUCUGCUGCUCUGGACAGCGUGCAUGAGUACCGUCUGUCCAGCUGGCUCGGGCAGCAGGAGGACAUCCAUCGCAUUGUCCUCUACCAGUCUGACUCUGGCCUCACACCUUGGACCCAGCGCUGCAUCCGCCAGGCUGACUGCAUCAUCAUUGUGGGACUCGGUGAGCAGGAGCCCACUGUGGGUGAGUUGGAGCGGAUGUUGGAGGGCAGUGCAGUUCGUGCUCAGAAGCAGCUGGUGUUGCUUCACAGAGAGGAUGGCACACCACCCAAAGGGACGGCCGAGUGGCUGAACAUGCGGAGCUGGAUCUCCAGACACCAUCACCUGUCCUGCCCCCGCAGAGUGUUCUCCAAGAGGAGUUUACCUAAGCUGAGGGAGUUGUACCAGCGCGUGUUUGAAAAGUGUCCAGACCGUCAUUCCGAUUUCUCGCGUCUGGCCAGGAUCCUGACAGGAAACAGCAUCGCCCUUGUGCUGGGUGGAGGGGGCGCCAGAGGUUGCUCUCAGGUCGGCAUCCUGCGGGCCCUCAAUGAGUCGGGGAUCCCUGUCGACAUGGUGGGCGGCACCUCUAUCGGCUCCUUCAUGGCAGCGUUGUAUGCUGAGGAGAAGAGCAACAGUCGAAUGAGGGUCCGGGCUCGUGAGUGGGCCAUGGAUAUGACCUCUUACUUUAAGAAGAUCUUGGAUCUGACCUACCCUGUCACCUCCAUGUUUUCUGGAGCUUCCUUUAACUCCAGCAUAAGCUCCGUCUUCAAGGGCAAACAGAUCGAGGACCUGUGGCUGCCGUACUUCAACAUUACAACAGAUAUUACGGCUUCCUGCAUGAGAGUCCACACUGAUGGCUCAUUGUGGCGGUACGUUCGGGCCAGUAUGUCACUGUCUGGUUACUUGCCACCACUCUGUGAUCCCAAAGAUGGACACUUACUCAUGGACGGAGGAUACAUCAACAACCUGCCUGCCGAUGUGGCUCGCUCUAUGGGGGCCAAGGUUGUGAUUGCAAUUGAUGUUGGAAGUCAGGAUGAAACCAACCUGACCAACUAUGGCGACUCCUUGAAUGGCUGGUGGCUACUAUGGAAACGAUUCAACCCUCUGGCUGAGAAAGUCAAGGUCCUGAACAUGGCAGAGAUCCAAACCCGGCUUGCUUAUGUCUGCUGUGUGCGGCAGCUGGAACUGGUCAAAGACAGUGAGUACUGUGAGUACAUCCGGCCACCCAUCGACCACUACGGCACGCUAGAAUUCGGCAAGUUUGAUGAGAUCGCUGAGAUGGGAUACCAGCAUGGAAAGACAUUGUUCGACGUGUGGCAGCGCAGUGGCGUAGUGGACAGCAUGCUUAAAGACAGGCAUCAGGAGGAGUUCCACAAGACCAAAACUGGCCAUGUGGUCACCUGUCCCAAUGCCUCCUUCACUGACCUGGCAGAGAUAGUGUCAAGAAUCGAACCAGUCAAGAAUGCCUUCAUCAGUGAGGAACUGUCUGAUGAAUACCAGACAGACUACGAUGAGGAGGCGGUGGAAAGUGCCCUGUCUGACUUUGAAGCUGUCACCCCCGGCAGUGAAUACACUGAGGGAGAGGAGACAGCAGACACAGCUGAAACAGAUGAGGAAAUUCAAAUCAGAGUUCGACAGCGACUGAAGAAUGCCCCACACAGUCCCAGACCGUGACAUCCAUCAAAGCUGUGACAGGGCUGCUGACCCGGUCCACAGCACACAAAUGUCAGUGCAGUAUGUCUGGCAACCUCUGAGAAAUUCACUGAGUUUACAAACGCGUGGCUGACUCUUAUCCAAUGAGCAGUCACUGAGCAUGCUCGGUGGCUUGCUCAAAAACAUAACCCUAGCCCUAAAACAUGUGAGCAGAAAACUGUUGAUGGAUACAGUGACUUCUUGUUAGGCUCAAACAUUCCAGCUAAUAGAGGUAGAUUUAAUGGAGGGAACAGUCGCAGUGUGUCUCACUGUUUCAGGCAUUGUGUUCAGUAACAGCCAGGAGCCCCCCUCCAUGUGGAAGUCCUCAGACGUCAUACAUCUGGGACAUGUGUAUUCCACACAGGGAAAAUCUACAAAUUCUGUCUGUUCUCUUCGAGAAGCCAGGGAAUAACAAAGAAUUUCACAAAUGUGAUCAUUUGUGGGAAUGCAGUGGUUUUUUCACUGAACGUAUGGACGUCUCUCUGUCAUAGCUCUGGAAAAACAGACAAUAUAUGGAACAGCACAGCCAUGAAAGCCUUGAAAAUCUGGAAAAGAUUAGUUUCUUCAUACAAGCACAUCACACACAACUUAAAAAUCUUUUGACAUAUUAUUUCAUAAUAUGCAGAACCGCUUUUUGGGAAAGUUCUAUUCAUAACUGGUCAGAUUCAUAAAGCACUAUACUGCAACAUUUCACUUGACAGUACAAGCACAGUGCAGAAAGUUCAGAGCCCUCAGUGCGAUGCUGACAUUAUUAAUGCUAUUCAUUACACGCCUGUGCUUUUCCCAUGACACAUCAAAAUAUCUGCUGUGAAAGAGGUCUGUUUGUAAGCACAAACUCAACACUGGACGGACCUGCAACCAGAAAAAUGUGACUUUUUUUUUACAUUAUCACACACACCACAUUUUACUGUGGCUUUCAGUCACUGCACAUACGUUUUGGUGUUGAUGAUUGUUUUGCUAAACUUCAUUGGACUUUCAGUGUCUUCACAGACCAAGCCACCUCAUUAGUCCUUUUGGUUGUUGUUAUGAGUGAUGUCAGUAAAGUAAUGGCUGAGAGCAUGUUUGUCACCACAAAUCUAAAUUUUAUAUACAUAUAUGCCACUUCACCGUUUUCAAGUUGUCCAUCCGUCCCAUUCUCGUGAGCACAGUAUCUCAUUACAUCUGGCACAAACAUCUACUUGGGCUCAGGCUGAAUUGAUUAGAUUUUGGUGGUCAAGGGUAACUCUGACCACACACAACACAUAUUUGGCCAUAACGCAAGAAUUCAUACGCUAAUUAUGAUAAAAUUUCACACAAAUGUCUCAGGAUAAAGUGAUGAAGUGAAGAGGUGAAGGCAACUUCACUGUGUCAUCAUAAAGUUCUGCAAAAACACUUCUCUGGCCAUUAUUCAACACCAUAACUCAGGAACAGAAGGAGAGAUUGGGUCCAUAUUUCACAUUUGGUCAGAUACUGAAUUGAUGACACUAAUCUUGGGUGCCCUCAUCGCGGAUUGCAUCAGGCCCACAAGAGCUUCCCAUCCAGCUCACACAAUAUGAUUGAAUUCAGAAAAUGUAUAUAUCUAACGUUACUAACCAUCAGUGCCAGUCCGUCCUAAGAGUGAUCAUCCAUUAUCUUGCCAAUCCCUGGCAACAAGCCAAAAAAUCAGUAAUUCAUAGUUCACCUGUUCCUGCAGAGACUCGAUUAGAUGCAAGAGGUGUCACGUGGGUUUGUUUUUCUUGGUCAACUGUUGUAUUGAGUCACAAACUGAGUGUUUUUGUUUGCUUCCUGAAGAGGAGUUCUUGUUGAGAUCAGGACUCAUUCAUUGGUCGCUGCACUGUGGGUUUUGUGUUGAGCACUGACUUCCUCCUUGGUGGAGGUCUGAGAGCAUUUUCUAGUUUAGUAUGGAUUUUCCAUGUUUUUAGGAGUCUGUUCACACUGAUAUAGACUGAUAAAAAUAACACUAUUUUUUACUGUUAAGUAAAAAUAUUUAACAAUAAUAGGCUAAUUAGAAUGAAGCAAAUGUAAUUUUAUAAAUUCAAAAGUCUGGCCCCCAGAGUGCCUGCUUAGAAAAACUCUAGUUGAGGACCCCUGCCAACUUGUGAACAGGCUACAAUACAAAAUGAAGUAUGUUUUCUAUUAUGAAGUACAUUUUCUAUUGAUGAAUAAAUAGUUAGUGACACUGAAUAUACAGUGUAACUGGAGAUCAUUCACAGCGAUCCUGUCCCCAGAUAAAUGUGGUUUUAGUUUAAUCGUUGACGAUAACGAUCGUUGUCAAGUUCACACACUAACGUUAAGCCAGAGAGUUUGCUAUCUAUUUUGCUAGUUUUUAAAGUCAUGCUGUAUCAUAGAGUAUGAUCACUAUUAUAAGUGUGAUUAUAACUACCUAACAUUGGUACAAUACUAACAUUUGCACCUGCCAAUUAAUGCAACAUUAUGCCUUUUAUAGCUGCCUUUUGUCCUUUUGAAUCACUAUGGUUACAGGGCCCAUGUGACUACAGGGAUUCAUAGUUUGAAGUUGCUGUACUGGGACUGAAGGGAUGUGCCAUGUUUUUCGUGUUGGUUGAUGCUGAUGUUAAUGAUUUUGUGUAUUAGGGAGUAGUUACCACUAUGUUAAAAUAUGUUUUGUGAGACGUUGCCUUUGAAAAACUGAAAUCCUUAUUUUCAGCUUGCUGUGACUUAUUAUCUAUUAAACAGUUGAUGUGAGUAAUAUAGAAUGAUUAACAAUAUUUAAUUAAUAUUUAGUGAACAAACUGGUGGUUAAUUGUAACAUGUGCUGCUGUGAAAAUUUUGGAAAUACUGAAAGAAAAAGUCCAGAUAAAGUUUUCUAUGAAA
Chelmon rostratus (copperband butterflyfish) is the source of this 6868-nucleotide messenger RNA. It is a transcript of the gene pnpla7b, whose product is annotated as patatin-like phospholipase domain containing 7b. The coding region runs from base 38 to 4039 and encodes 1333 amino acids. Gene Ontology annotation, cellular component: endoplasmic reticulum. Gene Ontology annotation, biological process: lipid metabolic process. Gene Ontology annotation, molecular function: phosphatidylcholine lysophospholipase A1 activity. The transcript has 35 exons. The record is from RefSeq and is a predicted model, not a curated record. Lineage: Eukaryota; Metazoa; Chordata; Actinopteri; Chaetodontiformes; Chaetodontidae.